AAAGCUUCAUAUAAUAUGUAACGCGCUUACAAACGUGGUAAAGUGAGAAGACAAAAUGUAGUGAGAGGCGGCCAUAUUGUGACGUCACAAGUGAGCAUCACGGAGGGACUCCUUCUCGUCCCAGGAACAACAUGACAAAGGGUACCUCAUCCUUCGGAAAGCGGCACAACAAGACGCACACACUGUGCCGUCGUUGUGGUCGGUCUUCAUACCAUAUUCAGAAGAAAAGAUGUGCCCAAUGUGGAUACCCAAGCAAGAAGACCAGACGCUAUAACUGGUCUGUCAAGGCUAUUCGCAGGAAGACCACUGGCACUGGGCGUAUGCGCCAUCUCAAAAUCGUGCAUAGGAGAUUCAGGAAUGGCUUCCGUGAAGGCACCAAGGCACAGCCCAAGAAAGCUGCUGCUCAAUAAUUGUAAACUUCAAUAAAAAAUAAAUUUAA
Procambarus clarkii (red swamp crayfish) is the source of this 439-nucleotide messenger RNA. RefSeq names its product ribosomal protein L37a (gene RpL37a). Gene Ontology annotation, biological process: translation. NCBI's taxonomy places the organism in Eukaryota, Metazoa, Arthropoda, Malacostraca, Decapoda, Cambaridae. Gene Ontology annotation, molecular function: structural constituent of ribosome; RNA binding. Gene Ontology annotation, cellular component: ribosome; cytosolic large ribosomal subunit. The record is from RefSeq and is a predicted model, not a curated record.